Molecule: messenger RNA, 1246 nt
Organism: Apus apus (common swift)
Lineage: Eukaryota; Metazoa; Chordata; Aves; Apodiformes; Apodidae
Gene: HNRNPD
Product: heterogeneous nuclear ribonucleoprotein D
Exons: 7
Coding region: 23-997 (324 amino acids)
Biological process (GO): regulation of gene expression
Cellular component (GO): nucleoplasm
Molecular function (GO): RNA binding
Source: RefSeq, a predicted model, not a curated record
GCGGGCCGGGCGCAGCGGCGCCAUGUCGGAGCAGCAGUUCGCCAUGGACUCGGCGGCGGGCGCCGGGGGCAGCGCGGCGGAGCCGGCGGAGCAGCCCGAGGGGCUGGCGGGGGCUGGGGCGGCGGGCGCCGACGGGGCAGGAGGAGGAGGAGGAGGAGGAGGCGGCGGGAUAGAGUCGGAGGGAGCCAAGAUUGACGCCAGCAAGAACGAGGAGGACGAGGGGAAAAUGUUUAUUGGCGGCCUUAGCUGGGACACUACAAAGAAAGACCUGAAGGACUAUUUUUCUAAGUUUGGUGAAGUCGUAGACUGCACUCUGAAGUUGGAUCCCAUCACUGGGCGAUCCAGAGGCUUCGGCUUUGUGCUCUUCAAGGAAUCUGAGAGCGUAGAUAAGGUCAUGGACCAGAAGGAACACAAGCUGAAUGGAAAGGUCAUUGAUCCAAAAAGAGCUAAAGCCAUGAAAACAAAAGAACCUGUUAAAAAGAUUUUUGUUGGGGGCUUAUCUCCAGAUACGCCUGAGGAGAAAAUAAGGGAAUAUUUUGGAGGUUUUGGUGAGGUUGAAUCGAUAGAGCUCCCCAUGGACAACAAAACCAACAAGAGGCGUGGAUUUUGCUUCAUUACUUUCAAGGAGGAGGAACCAGUGAAGAAAAUAAUGGAAAAGAAAUACCACAAUGUUGGGCUUAGUAAAUGUGAAAUAAAAGUAGCCAUGUCCAAGGAACAGUAUCAGCAGCAGCAGCAGCAGUGGGGGAGUCGAGGAGGAUUUGUCGGAAGAGCUCGAGGAAGAGGUGGAGGCCCCAGUCAAAACUGGAACCAGGGAUACAGCAACUACUGGAAUCAGGGGUAUGGAAACUAUGGCUACAACAGCCAAGGGUAUGGAGGUUAUGGAGGAUACGACUACACUGGUUACAACAACUACUACGGAUAUGGCGACUAUAGCAGUGGAGACACAGUAUUUUCUCACUUGGAAGAUUCAUUUGAGGUGGCACAUGCUACCAGCUAAUAGCAGUUCAAACUAAUUUUUGUAUCAAGUCCAUGAAUUGGAAGUAAGACGUUGGGUCCCCUCUGAAGUUUAAUCCAGUUUUCAUUAAGACAAAAUUGCUUUCACGGUCUUAUUUCUUAAUUGCUGUGCUUAAGAAUCAAGCCCCCUUCCUCAGUAUUGUAGCUCAAGUCUUGUGUUGGAAAUCCCCCUGUGACAGUGUCAUGAUGUAGUAGUGUCUUACUGGUUUUUUAAUAAAUCUUUUUGUAUAAA